Effrenium voratum is the source of this 1460-nucleotide messenger RNA. The record is from the annotation of a GenBank genome assembly. NCBI's taxonomy places the organism in Eukaryota, Dinophyceae, Suessiales, Symbiodiniaceae.
AGCUUGAGCCUUUUCAAAUCAAGCUUCGGCGGGCCGCUUGCCGUACGCGAGGUGGAUGCAACCACUGCAGCUGCUGAGAUUCGUGGACGCUGCGGAUGAUGGCAUCGUGCUUGUCAUCUUGAGAUGUCUGGGGACCACUGCUUUGGUUCGUCUUGCAUCGACCUCCGCCUUUGUGUCUUCGCGCCUGGGUGACGGCAGGCCCUCGGUCCUGCAGCGCUACCUCUCCGAGCUUUUGGCAGGCACAUCAGGCUCCUCGGAGAUGGGCGCCCUGCCGACCCUGCGGGCGCUCAGCGCUGCGGGGGAGGGGAGGAGCCAUUGCGAGGUGCUGGGGCUGGCGCUGCUGUUGGCUACGGAGAAGGCAUCCUGCCAAGAUGUGGCGCGCAUGUUCUUGGACGCCAUGUUCAGCUGGGAGCUGCAACGUCGUGAAAGGCCCCGCCGAGAGGAGGCUUGGAAAGCAGCGGAUGAGCUGCUGACGGCCCUGUUCGAUGCGCGGACGGACGGUGGCCGGAAGCUCCUCCAGAUCACCACACAGGCCAUCCGGCAAGCUGAGAGCGACCUGGACGCGCUCAUCGAGGCACAGGCUGAGACGUUGUUGUCUUAUUGCGGCCAGGGCUACGAGGCAACGGCAAGACAGCGCUCCGCUGCAGAGUUCAUCCGUCGCCGGACGCAUGCCUUCACGCGCAUGGCGGCUGUCGGAUCUGACGACACAAUGCAAGCUUUGGAAUCCGCUGUCAACUCCCUAGACGACACCAUUCGAGGAUAUGACCAGGAGGGCUACACCCUGGUUUGUCCGCAGCUUGUCGGCUGGCGGUGCCUCCGGAGGAGGAGUUUGCCUUACGAACACUGGUGGGUCCGCUUGGACGGGCCGUUCAUGGGCCGCCCACUGGAAGCGCCGACCGCUCUGUGCAUGUGAGGACUGCGCCUUUGAGCUUCCGGCUGCCAAGGACCUUGCGCUGAUUGGCAAUAUGUUUGAGCGGGACCCUUGCUGCACGGCUUUCAAUGAUUAACAACCCAAGUGAAACCAACACAAUAGGACUCUAAUGCUAUGAGGCUGAGAUGAUGCCACAGUUUCAGAGCAAAUUUCGCAAAGCUGGUUGCGGAGUCACAUCAUGCGCAUGACCUCGCGGCCAUAAACAAGGUCAUCCAGCUUUGCUGCUCCUUUGAUGGAGUUGGCCAUGUUUUAUGGCGAGACUUACUGGCAAUACCCACUUGCGCAACAGCCAUGGCAGAGAUGUGACAUCUUUGCAUCAAGUGGCCGCCUGACGCCGUCUGUGGAGCCUGGGGCUCCCGGCUACUGGGUUUUGCUACCAAUGGAAAAGGAGCCAAGGCGGGGUGUGUAACAGCCUUUCCAGUUCCCCCCAUUUACAUUUGUGCAGGCAUGACCUGCCAAAGUCGUCUUAAACGAACACUGAAUCGCACAAAUGCACGGGCCAAAUGGGCCAAGCGUGAGAACAAGUACU